Aspergillus homomorphus CBS 101889 is the source of this 1777-nucleotide messenger RNA. Its product is annotated as ankyrin repeat domain-containing protein. Bases 132 to 1670 code for a protein of 512 amino acids. Gene Ontology annotation, molecular function: protein binding. The transcript is spliced from 2 exons. Gene Ontology annotation, cellular component: nucleus; cytoplasm. Lineage: Eukaryota; Fungi; Ascomycota; Eurotiomycetes; Eurotiales; Aspergillaceae. The record is from RefSeq and is a predicted model, not a curated record.
AUCCACCUGUACGUGCCGCGUCCAGGACACAAACCCAUCUACAUCGCUCUUUACCUGUCUACCUACCUACCUACCUAUCUACUUAUCUGUUGUUCCUCUAUGUCUUUGCUUUUCAGCAGUAAUCUUGGACCAUGAUACCAGACCAUGCGGCUCACGAGCCACACUCAGACCUUGAGGGUGAUUACGAUGCUGGAGGUAGAGAUUUUCUAGAUGAGAUCAUCAAACAAAACGACGUGCCUCUUCUCCUCCGCUACAACCAGCAAGCAAAAGAGGACGGUGAGGAUAUUUUCAGCCGGGUAAAAGUAAGCCUUUACGGCUACUACCCGUUGCCGCCAUUCUAUUCCGCGGCGAAUCAUGGAAGUCUUGACACUUUACGCGCCUUGAUCGAUCUCUACCAGUCCGACCCUACGCAUUCUCAACAGCCGCUGGAAAAAUAUCUGCAGAGACUUGACUUUCGAAUACUUAAUCUCGCCUGUGGUAACGCUGAUCGGAAAAUGACACAGUUUCUACUCGACCAUCAACCACCCCUGGGCGCGUGGCGGGAUCGGGAUGCCAAGGGGGCGACACCGCUGAUCUGUGCCGCACAAGCUUUUCUGGGUAACGUGCAGGCCUUGAAGAGAAAGAUGAAGGAGACAAGUCCCGCGGGGAUCCGGGAGAAGUUGCGAGUGCACCACGCUCGCUAUGGCGAGUUUAUCGAGUUCUGUUUGGCCAGUGGUGCUUCGGUCCGCGAGACAGAUCAAUACAUGCUUCCCUAUCAACUCGGAUGGCAAGCCCAGCCUGGCGACCAUGAGAUACUGGGGGACACUGUGCUGGGUAAUAUGGUAACCCGCGCUAGCUAUAUGAUGGUAUCCCGCUUGAUCGCGGCAGGCGCCGAUACGCAUAUUGUGCAGACAUGGUACGAUCCCUAUGCCUUUAGCGGUGGCUUGCGGUGCGCCGGGGUCACGCCACUGCAUAUUGCUAGUAGAUACUGGAAUCUGGACGCGAUACAAGCGAUACUGGACCACAGGGGUCAGACCGGACUGGCCGAGAUGGUUUCAAGAAGAGAUGACCACGGACGGCCACCACUCCAUUGGGCGUUAAUGGGCGAUAAGGACGAAAUAGCCACCUUGACUUCUUCGGAAGUAACCUCGCGCCUGUUGCGUACUGUGAAACUGCUUCUUGAUAUUGGGCCAGCGAUGGUCAAUGUGAAGGAUCAAGUAAACAAGACAGUACUGCACUAUGCGGUUAACAGUCGUGUGGGGGAUGCCGACUGUCUCGCAGCAUGUGAAAUCUUUUUACAGCUGCUUGCUAUUCUAGUUAUGCAUGGGGCAGAUCCGAGCAUGUGCGAUGAGUCUAGUCGAACCAUGUUGUACAGAUUGGCCAUGAGAGACAGUAAUAUCAGGUUAAUUGAUGCUGAGGCCUUGGAGAAAAUCCUGACACUGGUCAACAUCAACAAUUCUGAUGUGAACGGCGAUACCGUACUGCAUUAUAUUGCAAGGAGACUUCCUCAAGCCCACGCAGUCUGUAUACUGCUCAGCCGGGGUGCUAAUGUCAAUGCAGUCAAUAAGAUGGGAAAUACCCCGCUACAUUUAGCUGCUGGAGCGAGUAUCUUUCCGAGAUGGCGACAAAUGGAUAACAGUGAACAUGCAGAAACUCCGCUUGAAGAAGGUUUAAGGCGCUUGAGAAGAUGAUCGACAUUCUUCAGGGCGCUGGGGCCUCCAUGGAUCAAGCCAACCUUGCAGGAGAAACACCGCGUGAAAUAUUGAGAGAGACCAGAGAACGAUGGGCGCGGGGAGAC